AUGCCGCGACUUGCUUGUAGUUCCUGCCGGGCAAGCAAGGUCCGGUGUAGGGUCAAGGAAAAUGACACCAGCUGUGUCAGAUGCCUGAGUCGGAACACCCCUUGCUCUUAUAUGCAACAUGUACGAAGUGUGCGGUCACUGCCACAGGACUCUCUGCCCGAGGCUCGCCCGGCUGCCAACCCCCAAGUACAGACAGAUUCGUCGAAGGUCCCCGCUGCCUAUCAGCUCUUACAGGAGAACCAUUAUCUUGAUUUCGGAAGAGGGCACCCGGAAGAUAUUUUACGAGAAAACGAGUUUGCCUUCUCGUUGGUUCUACUUUAUUUCAGCAAUUUUAAUGACAUCCACUUCAUGUUCGAUGAAGAAGCGUUUCUCAGAGAUUUCCGAAUGGGGGAUGUUCCGCCAAUCAUUUUAUACUCCAUGAUGGCACUUAGUAUCCGCUUUUCCCUUGCUCCUUUUGGGGAAGAAAUACCCCCUCGCCAUCGCGGAGAACCUCUGUGGCGGCAUGCGAGAAAUCUCCUCAAGGAUUCUUUUGACUGGCCAUCGACUACUGCUAUCCAAGUCUACGUCUUACUCAGCACGUAUAAAUUGUCAUUUGGUGGCUCAAGACAAGCAUACCUAUACUUGGGGUGUGCAUCAAACAUGCUAAGGGCGUUGCGAUUCAUGGAUUCGAGUUUCAGCGAAGUCUCCGUGCAGAUGGAGUCAAAGAAACGGCUCGCCUAUACUGUCGCGUUGAUGGAUCGGCUCAUGUUCCCUCUAAAGCUCCCCUCGCAGUUCGAGAUUCGUGAUGACCUACCUGAGAUGCGAAGCGAAGAAGAUUUUUGGAUUCUCAAGAAAGGUGGUGAUAUGAGUGAAACGUUUAUAAACAGGCCAAGCCCUAUCAGCGUCGAACAGGAAAUUUUCAAGCUUUCCAGCAUGCUCGUUGCGGUUUGCGACAUAUACCUGGGAAGAAAUUUGAUCUCCACCCUCGAUGAAGCUCAAGAAAAUUUUGAGCGAUACUCCAAUUCAAGACACCCGCUGUUGUUGUAUACAACUGCUAAUCUAGAACUUCAAGAAAGCCAUGACAACCUCCGCAAGUUCGCUUAUAUGCAUCUCCUAUACCACCACGUUGGGCAAAUUCUCUGCUUUCGUGCAUUGAAAUCCCUGAAAUACGACGCGUUCCCGCCCUCUGGAGGCGACCAAAGAUAUUCGUUGCAAGCCUUAACGGAGCAGUGUUAUGGACACGCCUCAGUGAUUGUCCGCAUUAUAACACAUUGCUCCGAACGCGGGUUUGACAUACACAACUUUUCCUUUGGACAGAUAUUGACAGUCUCGACUGUCAUCCUAAGCCAUGCAUUGUUCUGGGCUGAAUCUCCAGAAGCUGCAGAGAAAUUACAGGGCGAUUUGAAGAUCCUCCUAGAGUGCGUGGAGCGUCUAAAAAAUCACACAAGAAUGUUCCUUUGGGUGAAUAGGAAUACGUGGAUUCGUAUUGUAGAUCAAAACCCCCGCAUUCUAAGCCAAAUGCUCUUUCUCGGGAGUCAGUGGGAGACAAUGGAGCCUACUACUGGAGUAUUUGGCUUUGACAAUAAUUUAGCUCGUCGCCCUGGACUCGGAUCUCUCCCUAUUACCAGUGAGCACUUAGCUGGUUCCAGGCAGCCCCUUGUUGAUCACGAAGAUGCCAAAGCGGACGAGACGACUUCGCAAAUGCAAUUUAGUCCCGGGAGUGGCAUUGAAUGGAUGUUCAUUAGCUAG
Messenger RNA from Clonostachys rhizophaga, 1728 nucleotides. The record is from the annotation of a GenBank genome assembly. NCBI's taxonomy places the organism in Eukaryota, Fungi, Ascomycota, Sordariomycetes, Hypocreales, Bionectriaceae.